Leishmania mexicana MHOM/GT/2001/U1103 is the source of this 465-nucleotide messenger RNA. RefSeq lists its product as hypothetical. Gene Ontology annotation, molecular function: ubiquitin protein ligase activity. Gene Ontology annotation, biological process: protein ubiquitination. Lineage: Eukaryota; Euglenozoa; Kinetoplastea; Trypanosomatida; Trypanosomatidae. The record is from RefSeq and is a predicted model, not a curated record. The transcript has a single exon. The coding region runs from base 1 to 465 and encodes 154 amino acids.
AUGAGCGGGCUGGAGCUUAUUGCACUCGUGCCGAUUGGCAUUGCCGGAUGGAAGCUUUUACAGAAACUGGGAGACCAGCAGAGCCUCAUAGCGCAGCACGAGCUGACCAUCAAUAGCCAGAAAGAGAUGCUGGACUCCAUCGUGAACGCCGAUAGAGCUGGCCCGUUGAGUCGACUCAACCUUGCGGUGGUCGCCGGCACGCUGGUCUUGGCUGGGACGGUGACCUACAAAAACUGGUCACUUACCAAGUCAUUCACGGUUCGCCCACCGCCCAACUACGAGCCCACGCAAGCCACGUUUGACGCGGAGCAGUGCGUCAUUUGCUUAGAAAACUGCAAAGAUACCGUCUUUCUGCCAUGCCGACACCUGUGCACGUGCUGGAGCUGCGCGAGUCGCAUCGGGAACAGUGCCUGUCCGACCUGCCGAGCACCGAUCAAGGCUAUGCAGUUUGUCUACCAGCAAUGA